CACUUUCCAGGAAAGUGGUUGAAGUGACUGGAUGGAUUGUUCGGAACUUUGGUGUCUUGCAUCUGUGGAUGGCGGCGAAUGCAAAGAAACUUUCGAUACUUACGAUGAAUUCGAGGAACACUUUUGUCAGAAGCACCUUGAUUUGGCAUUGUUUGCUUGUGGUGCUAAGGGAUGCACAGCUCAAUUUGGAACGAUAUUACAAAUUUUCCGCCAUUUAGCGAUCUGCAAACGUCGUGGCAAAAAGAUAAAGCUGUUGCAAUAUUCGGAUAGUGCAUUGGAAAGUUUGACAGCAUUGGACCGGGCGAAGUUGCUAGCAGUCCAGUGCUGUGUUAAAAGAGCAAAACGAGCGGGUGAGUUGGCUGAAAUUGAUGGUGAUAUCACAACUAAACGAAGUGGAAAGUCAAACAGUGCUCACUGUGCUCAUUUCAGUGCUCAGUGCUCACUCGAUGGAAUGAGCUUUUGCAGUUUACUGGAUGAUGAACAGGUUCACGAGUCAGUAAUUGAACCACCUAAAAUUCAAGUGGAAGAUAUUGAGCCUGAACCAAACUUUUCAAGAAAGGAACGCGCUGUUACACCAGCAAGACAGGCAGCAUGGCGGCUGAAGGAACAAAUGCUUUUGGAAGAAAAAAUGAGAAAGAAUAAUAAACCACUGGAAAAGAUUGGUGGACACACGCAAAAAAAACAGAAGAAAUUGCCAGUGAAAGUAACUGACAAAACUCGCAUUUCAGCUCUCAUUAACGAUGAUCCAAAAAAAGCGAAACGUAUAUCGAGCCAUCUUCAAACGAUGGAGUCGGGUUUGUCUCGAGAUUCUGCCUUAAGAACCGUAAAUUCGAAGAUGCCCUUCGAGUCAUUAAAGGAUAUUAUGUAUGCUAAAAGGAGAGCCAGAUUACAACGGGAGGAUAACACUCAAGACCGAAUGUCAACGAUUCAGAAACAACCCAGAGUCUUUGAAAGUAGUCUUCCAGCUGGCCCUAGUAAUCCUCCAAAAAUGCAUGAUUUAUCGCGAACACGGUCGUGCUCAUUCGAACUUACCGUUACUCGACCUCCCGACUAUUCGGAGUUCCUAAAAAAUCCUGUGGUAAAUCCGACUUUUCAUGAAAUACCUCUUCCUCUUUCUCUACCUCCUAUUCUGCCGCUACAGAUUUCACCUGUUCAAGCAUCAAAUGGUCAUCAAAAUAAUUUUGAAAGUGAUCGUUUACUCACGAAGACCACUCUAGUAUCGCAACCAACAACGUUUUCUAAUUCCGAAAUCAUACAGCAGAAACGUGGUUAUAUGAAACCGCAUGGAAUUCUGCGAACGAAAAAGCACGGAUUUCAAAAUCUAGUAGAAACUGUGGAACAGACUGGUCAGAUAGAUUUCGAUAUCUUAAGCUUAUUUUCCAAAAGAUUGAAAGAAUGCAAACUUGAACAUCUGAAGGUAAGCACGCCACAGGCAGAACAAUUUGAGCAACUGACAGGAAAGCAUUCAGAACGAACUAAAUCAUUAAAAUCGAAUGUUAGACUGGAAGAAGAGGCGUCUUCGGCGGAGCUAUCAAAGUUCAAGGACAAUACAGAUCUCAAUGAUUUGUUUUGUGAUAAAGAUUCCGGGAGAAAGGAAGAUGACGAGUAUGAUGAGACUGUUCCGAUUCUUUUAAAUCUUUUCUCGAACAAAGAGACUGCGACACCUGUAUUGUUCGAUCCGCGAAUAAUGCCGGAAUCACCCACUCCAGAUUCAGUAUAUCAACUUAAGAAAGCAUCACCGACACAGACAUCGAUCGAGAACACAUAAAUCUUGUGUAUCGAACGAAGUCGGUUAGAUUUUUGGAAUGCACAUAUUCUGUAGAUAUGAAUUAUGUAUGCUUUACGAUCAAAAGUCGAAGCUGAACUGCCUACUGACUAUCGAACAGACGAAAGAAUGCGGAAUUUGAGCGUUAAAUAUGGAUGAAAGAAAUAUUUACUUUACUGAUGUUAUAGUCUCAUUUUCUUGGUUGGUUCGAAGUUUAAAAAAUUGCAAACUACUGCAUGGACCUUUUACUCCACAUGGAAAGAUAUACUUUUUCUUCCUCCGAAGUCCAUUACUACAGCCUUUUUUAAUUACUUAUUUGUUUGUACUCGAUGGAACAGUGGGCACGUAAAAUUUCUAAAUUUGCUAAUUAGAUUAUCUUACGCCGUGCUGUUCCGGAAACAAGA
This is a messenger RNA of Loa loa (African eye worm), 2169 nucleotides long. RefSeq lists its product as hypothetical. Bases 32 to 1768 code for a protein of 578 amino acids. The record is from RefSeq and is a predicted model, not a curated record. NCBI's taxonomy places the organism in Eukaryota, Metazoa, Nematoda, Chromadorea, Rhabditida, Onchocercidae. The transcript has 17 exons.